CAGUGCAGCUCAUCCCUGCCCCGACUGGAGUGUUAGAGCUGCCCACAGUGCUGCCAGGCAUCCCUGCAACAAGAAGAAGAAGAGAAGGAGGAGGAGGCGGCGUGUUGGACUGGGAGAAGCAAGCCAAAGGGAGGGAAAAAAAUCCGAGUGUGGCACGCUGUGUACGCGCUCAGUGAAGCUUUCUCUGCCAGAUCUGAGGCUCAUCUGAAGUACAUUAAAGCCUGGAGAAGAGCGAUCGCCUCUGACUGCGCUGAAGGCUCCUAUUUGCUGUCAGAGGUACACCCAUACAUGUAGCAGCAGCUCCUCCGACAGACUGUGUGUGUGUGUGUGUGUGUCUCCUUCAGUCAAAAAUAUUUUCCAGACUCCAGAGGGCAAGGCUGGAGAGCGAGAGAGAGGCGCCAUAAAAACUUGGGGCCAAAGGUUGUCUGUGUGGCGACUUUUCUCAGAGGAUAAACCCCAACUUCAAACAAAACACGGGCCCUAUCGCUCCUGCAGGCGUGUCCAGAGGAGGCCUCAAGGACGAGUGAGAAGCCUUCGCAUAAAUACAGGAAACACCUGAACGUUUUCCACGGUUCCGCCACAGGAAAGACGGCUCCAGACAACAUCUUCUGCGCGUAAGAAGCUCCCCGUCAACUCAUCAGUCAAUCAACAUGUCGCGCUGGGGCAGGAAAAAUGUGAAGAAGACGCCGGAGGUGAUCCGCACCGUGACAGAAGGGCUGAAGUCCCUGUAUCGGAAGAAGCUGCUGCCUCUGGAGCAGUACUAUGGCUUCCAUGACUUCCACUCUCCCAGCCUGGAGGAUGCGGAUUUUGACAACAAGCCAAUGGUGCUCGUUGUGGGACAGUACUCCACGGGAAAGACCACUUUCAUCAAGUAUCUCCUGGAGCAGGACAUUCCCGGGAGCAGGGUGGGCCCUGAACCCACCACCGACUGCUUCACGGCCAUCAUGCAUGGGGAUGUGGAGGGAGUCAUCCCGGGGAAUGCCCUUAUUGUAGACCCCAACAAGCCUUUCCGCAAGCUCAACCCAUUCGGAAACACCUUCCUGAACAGGUUCCAGUGUGCCCAGAUGACCAACCAGGUCCUGGAGAGCAUCAGCAUCAUCGACACGCCAGGAAUCUUAUCCGGGGCAAAGCAGAGAGUGAGCCGAGGUGAGCGAGGUGCCAAAGGCUACGACUUCCCGGCCGUGCUGCGCUGGUUUGCCGAGCGCGUGGACCGCAUCAUCCUGCUGUUCGACGCCCACAAGCUGGAGAUAUCGGACGAGUUCUCGGAGGCCAUCGGCGCCCUGAAGGGCAACGAGGACAAGCUGCGGGUGGUGCUCAACAAGGCCGACAUGGUGGGCACCCAGCAGCUGAUGAGGGUGUACGGCGCCCUGAUGUGGUCUCUGGGGAAGGUGUUCGGCACGCCGGAGGUCCUGCGCGUCUACAUCGGCUCCUUCUGGUCGGAGCCGCUGAUGGUGACGGACAACCGGAAGCUGUUUGAGCUGGAGGAGGAGGAUCUGUUUGCGGACAUCCAGAAUCUGCCUCGCAACGCGGCUUUACGCAAACUCAACGACCUGGUCAAGAGGGCGCGUCUGGUCAGGGUCCACGCACACAUCAUCAGCUACCUGAAGCAGGAGAUGCCCUCCGUCUUCAGAAAGGACAAUAAGAAGAAGAAUCUGAUUUAUCAGCUGCCGGUGAUCUUCUCCAAGAUACAGCUGCAGCACAACAUCUCUGCCGGAGACUUUCCAGACUGUACUAAGAUGCAGGAACAACUGAUGGUUCAUGAUUUCACCAAGUUCAAAACCUUGAAGCCGAAUCUGAUGGCGGCUCUGGACGAGCUGCUGUCUGCAGACAUCGCCAAGCUGAUGCCCCUCCUGCGGCAAGAGGAGCUGGAAGCGGGCGAGCAGCCGGGCGUGCAGGGCGGGGCCUUCCUGGGAACCCGCGCCGGGCCCUUCUCGGGGGGCGACCCCUUCGCCGAGGAGAACGGCGAAGGAUGCGAGGAGGAGGAGGACUGGGUGGUGAACAAAGACAAGCCCAAGUAUGACGAGAUCUUCUAUAACCUCGCUCCCAACGAGGGCAAACUGAGCGGCCCCAAGGCGAAGGACUGGAUGGUGAGCUCCCGCCUGCCCAACUCCGUGCUGGGCCGCAUCUGGAAGCUGUCGGACGUGGACCGCGACGGCAUGCUGGACGACGAAGAGUUUGCCCUGGCUAGCCACCUGAUCGAGGUGAAGCUGGAGGGCCACGGCCUCCCCCCGGAGCUGCCCGACCGGCUCAUCCCGCCCUCCAAACGCAGGCAGAAGGGCUCUGAUGCGUAGAGAGAUUCUCCACCGUUGGCCGUCACGCCUGUGCUGCUGUCUGUAUUUACUCCUCCUUUCACCGCAGACCCCCGUCACAGUGUUGUAUGUAACUUUAACGUUUCCUCUGAGGCUGAGUUCAGUCUUGCACAAUGGGACAUACUGUAUUUAAAUAUAAGUCUUCGAUUUCAGACUAAUAACAAGGGCUCCCCGCAAACGAUUGUGUAUUUAGAAGUCACACAGGUCUGGCUGCCCCCCCCCCCCCCCCAUUCCCCCCACAAACUUUGCUUUUAUAUGAGCAGCUUUUUAAAGUAUAUCCACUUGUGUUUGCUGAGCAGAACUAAAUAAAGGUCAGCGCCUUCUGAAUGAGCAGUAUUCAGCAUGUAUUCCAGAGAACACAGAGUUUCUGUAAGUCUUCACAGUGCCUCACAUUCCUGCAGCGACUCCACUGAAGACGGUCACUCCAGUGGGGAUUUCUUCUAGGAAAAAAAGUAUUUGGAAACGUUUAUUUUGCUCUAACAACUUGUGUAUAGCAUUUUCUAUCAAAAAAAUCUCCAAAAACCCUCUGCAUAUAUUAAUAGCUUGAGCGCGUUUCACUUUGAUGCUUUAAAUGCCACAUUUUUGUGCAGACUUUAUAUAUUAUUUUUGUAUUUGUUGCUGUUGUUUUGUGUAUGUGCAGGAGCCGAGACCUCCGUUACAUGAAAGAACAAUACAAGCUGAGCAGAACCUUGUAACUAGACUGAAUGGCGUAACAUUGACUACUGUGCACAGCGCCACCAACUGUUAACUGUUAUUGUAACCAAAUAAAGUUCUCUGACUGUG
Molecule: messenger RNA, 3092 nt
Organism: Salarias fasciatus (jewelled blenny)
Lineage: Eukaryota; Metazoa; Chordata; Actinopteri; Blenniiformes; Blenniidae
Gene: ehd2b
Product: EH-domain containing 2b
Exons: 7
Coding region: 651-2291 (546 amino acids)
Biological process (GO): endosomal transport; endocytosis
Cellular component (GO): cytoplasm; plasma membrane
Molecular function (GO): calcium ion binding; protein binding; GTP binding
Source: RefSeq, a predicted model, not a curated record